Theobroma cacao (cacao) is the source of this 1803-nucleotide messenger RNA. RefSeq names its product DELLA protein RGL1-like. The record is from RefSeq and is a predicted model, not a curated record. NCBI's taxonomy places the organism in Eukaryota, Viridiplantae, Streptophyta, Magnoliopsida, Malvales, Malvaceae.
AUGGCGGAUGUGGUGUUCACUUUCGAUGAUCUGAACAUUGGUGGAGUUCCAGAUAAGCUUAGAUCUUCUGAUAAAGAUUUUGAGAGUUUUGAGGAAGGUGGUAAAGGGAAGCAAAGUAGUUUUUACGGAGGCGCGUACUGGGGAGAGACAGGAGGCAUUGAAUCCUUGUCUUCUGAUUAUGGAUUCUAUCAAGAUGACUCACUGGAGGCAGGAUUCACUUUCUCCAAGUAUCGGCCACAAGAGCAGCAACAACAACAACAACCAUUUACAGAUUAUGGACUUCUUGAUGGAGUAAGUGUCAAUGCUGCAUCUCCACCAAUUCAAACAUGUCUGGAGGAAAUUGCAAAGCUUGGUCAGAUCCCCACAGGAAUUCAAGAUGCUGCGGAGAUGAAGAAGGAAAACCAGCACCCUUUUUCCUUAGCCUCGCUUGGGCUGCUGAACAACUAUGGUAGUGGAUUCAAACGAUUGAAUGGAGAAAGAAGAAGUGAGGGAGCCAAUGACAUAACUAUGCUCACAAAGGAGGAAGACAGGAAAUUAUCAACUGAAGAAAUCAUGAGGGUUGCUGGAGAGAUGUUUAUCCAGUCAUCUUGUCAAACUAUUGAUAGUAUCUCCAUGCUUGACCAUCCUUUUAAUCUUUCUUUCUCUGGACUUUCUGAUCAGGAGAUAAAAGAUGUGGAGCUUGCUGGGCUCCUUCUAGCUGCUGCCGAGAAAGUAGGCUAUCAGCAAUAUGACCGCGCUAGCAGAUUGCUGAAACAAUGUGAUUACAUGACCUUCAAAACUGGAAAUCCAGUUCAGCGAUCGGUCUACUAUUUCGCUGAAGCUCUUCGAGAGAAGAUUGAAAGAGAGACGGGAAGCGCUUCAUCAAAGGGUUUAAGAAGGAAACCGCUGUUUAAUUUGGAUGAGGCAACGAUGAGCCUGAACCCCACUACAUUGGCAUGUCAUGGAGAAUUGCCCUUUUGCCAGAUUACACAAUUUACUGGGAUCCAGGCCAUUGUGGAAAAUGUGGCUGAGGCAAAGAGGAUUCACAUUAUUGAUCUUGCUAUCAGAAAUGGGGUGCAAUGGACAGUCUUAAUGCAAGCUCUUGCAUCUCGAUAUGAAUGCCCUCUUGAGCUCCUGAAAAUAACUGCUGUUGCAACUAAUGCAAAACAUUUAAUGGAGGAAACAGGUAAGAGGCUGUCAAGUUUUGCCCAGAGCUUGGGCAUACCUUUUGCUUUUAAGAUUAUCAUGGUCUCCGACAUGUUAGAUCUUAAAGAAGAUCUCUUUGAACUUGAUGCUGAAGAAGCGGUUGCUGUCUAUUCUGCGUAUGCUUUUAGGAGCAUGCUUGCAACGCCAAACCGGCUUGAAAAUAUAAUGAGAGUGGUCAGAGUCAUCAAUCCUUGUUUAAUGGUGAUAUCUGAAAUUGAGGCCAACCAUAACUCACCAAUCUUUGUGAACCGUUUCAUUGAAGUUCUUUUCUUCUUCAGUGCAUACUUUGAUUGCAUCGCAACUUGCAUGAAACAGAAUUAUAAAAAUAGAGAGAUCAUAGAAUCAGUGUUUUUUAGUGAAGGAAUUAAGAACAUGGUAGCUGCUGAAGGUGAGGACAGGAAGGUACGACAUGUGAACUUUGAUGUUUGGAGAGCAUUCUUUGUUCGAUAUGGAAUGGAGGAGGUAGAAUUAAGCAUGGCAUCCCUGUACCAAGCAGACCUUAUUCGCAAAAAUUUUUCUUGUGGGAGUUCCUGUACACUUGAUAUGAAUGGGAAAUGCCUACUUGUUGGAUGGAAGGAAACACCGCUGCAUUCUCUUUCUGUUUGGAAGUUUCUUUAA